AUGACACGAUUUGUUCUCGGCAUCACGAUGCAGUCACUGUGUGCUUUCCUCUUCUUCCCCCUCCUCGCCGUCGCCCAAUACCAUGAGCAGCUAGUACUUCGCCCACUACCCCUAUCCGCACUACUCGCCAGUUUCAACUUUCGCGCCAACACGACCCUCACAGACUUUGAAGCGCACAACUACCGACUCUUCCCGCGGUCCGUUGCUCAGAUUUUACAACAUGCCGGCACGCGUGAGCUGCAUUUGAGGUUCGGGCUUGGACGGUGGGAUGCUGAGAGCUGGGGCGCCCGGCCCUGGGAUGGAACUCGGGAGGGCGGCACUGGUGUCGAGCUGUGGGCAUGGCUUGACGCGAACACAGAAGAGGAGGCCGAUCGCAAAUGGUUGAUGUUGACAAACGCCUUGUCUGGCCUCUUUUGCGCCUCUCUCAACUUUAUCGAUGGCACACGAACUACCCGACCCGUCAUGUCUUUUCAGCCCGAGGGUGACCACCCCAACGUCACGGCUGCCAACAUGCAUCUCCUUUAUGGCACUCUUCCCCGCGAAGUUGUUUGCACGGAGAACCUUACCCCCUUUUUGAAGCUGCUGCCGUGCAAGGGCAAGGCUGGCAUCGCUUCCCUGCUGGACGGUCACAAGCUCUUUGACGCCUCCUGGCAGAGCAUGGCGAUUGACGUCAGGCCCGUCUGUAGCGAGGAUGGCGGUUGCGUUUUGGAGAUUGAGCAGACCAUUGACAUGGUCCUGGACCUGGAUCGGGCGAAGCGACCCCGUGACAACCCCAUUCCUCGCCCUCCCCCGAGCGAGGAGCUCAAAUGCGACACCACCAAGGAUUACCACGACGAGCAUACCUGCUUCCCCGCAGACUACACCGCCCAUCAGGAUUGGACAUUAUCAAAGGUGUUUGGGCGGUCGAUGCAGGGUGCAUGCCCCUUGGCCAACAGCGAUGUGCCCCCAGUAUGCAUGCAGAUCCCCGAAAGCCGCAGCGUGUACACUUCGGAAGGUGUCCACGAGAUCAAGAACCCCGACGGUCGAUCGCGCUGCUUCAAGGUCGAUGACGGCGCUCUCGUCGACCUUGUACUCGUCGAGCCGAGUCAGGAGUCUGCCGCCCAUCCGGAUUCGCCGGGUGCCGAGUACGAAUCCCGGGGCUUGCUGAAGCCUGAGGUUCCAGCUCUGUACGCCGAGCGCAGCUUGACAGGCCAUGGUGCCGAACGUGGUGGCGUGCAGACUAUUUUUACCAACCCGAGCCCGGACAAGCAGAUUGAGUUUGUUUACAUGGAGAGCCUACCUUGGUUCAUGCGCAUCUACCUACACACUCUGACUGCCCGAGUCGCAGCUUCGGAGAUUGAUUCAAGGGGUUCAACCAUCUCGGCUGGCCGGUCCCAAGCCGAAGGGGACGACAGGGUGAUACAGGAGAUUUACUAUCGGCCGGCCCUUGAUCGCGCACGUGGGUCGCAGGUCGAGGUCCGCAUGCGCGUCCCUCCAGCCUCGACAGUCUUUCUCACAUACGACUUUGAGAAGUCAAUUUUGAGGUACACAGAAUAUCCGCCCGACGCCAACAGGGGUUUCGACGUGGCAUCGGCUGUCAUAACCAUCCUAAACGGCAAUCAAUCCUCUUCCUCGGCCUCGAGGAACGCCAACCUCAGGACCGCGUCGCUUCUUCUCAGCUUACCAACACCCGACUUUAGCAUGCCGUACAACGUCAUUAUAUUCUCAUCCACUGCCAUCGCAUUGGGAUUCGGCGGCUUGUUCAAUCUCCUGGUGCGGAGAUUCGUCGGGGCAGACGAGGGUCCCCGGGCAAGGGGUUUAGGAAUGUUGAUGCAAAAGAUCAAAAGCAAGUUUGGGACUAGAAGAAUUGCGAGCAAGGAUGACGCCCCCGCUCUGGUUAUUGUUGGCGAUCAGGGUAGUUAA
Messenger RNA from Pyricularia pennisetigena, 1902 nucleotides. RefSeq lists its product as uncharacterized. Bases 1 to 1902 code for a protein of 633 amino acids. Gene Ontology annotation, biological process: attachment of GPI anchor to protein. Gene Ontology annotation, cellular component: GPI-anchor transamidase complex. The record is from RefSeq and is a predicted model, not a curated record. The transcript has 3 exons. Lineage: Eukaryota; Fungi; Ascomycota; Sordariomycetes; Magnaporthales; Pyriculariaceae.